CGCAGCCUACCGGAGAGAGGGAGAGGCGGGCUCACGCUUGCGCAGUACAGCGGGCUCGAGGGCGCAUGUGCAAACCCAGGAGGACACUUACAGGAUGAACCCAUUAACCAAAGUGAAGCUGAUCAAUGAGUUGAAUCAGCGUGAAGCAGAGCUGGGAGUGCAGGAUAAGGUUUCCUGGCAUGCAGAGUAUAGUGGCAGCGCCUGGGUAUUUGUGGGGGGAUUGCCAUAUGAACUGACUGAGGGGGACAUUAUCUGUGUAUUUUCACAGUAUGGAGAAAUUGUGAACAUAAACCUGGUACGCGAUAAAAAGACGGGGAAAUCUAAAGGUUUCUGCUUCAUUUGCUACGAAGAUCAGCGAAGCACUAUUCUUGCAGUUGAUAACUUUAAUGGGAUAAAGAUAAAAGGAAGGACAAUUCGUGUGGACCACGUGGCCAACUACCGCCCACCAAAAGAUUCUGAGGACAUUGAUGAGAUUACAAAGGGUCUCCGAGAGAAAGGCUGUGGUGUUAAAACUCCUCCUCAAAGUUCAGCUGAAUCCCCAGAAGAAGAUGAAGUGGAAGUAAAAAGGCACAAGAAAGAAAAAAAAAAGAAGAAGAAGAAAGAAAAGCGAGCGCAUCGGAAGCAUCUGAAAGAGGAAUCUGGUACAGAUGUGCUUUUCCCGAAAUCCAAGAUUAAAGUGGAAAAGGAAGACCCGGACUAUGAACGCUAUGCUGGUGAAAACCAGGAAACCUGGGGUAGCACAUCUGGGCACCAACACCAGAGUAGGAUGCCACCAGGACAAGAGCUCAGAUAUGAGAGGGGGGUAGAGCGAUCUGGGGAAAGAGGCUCAGAAAGGGACAGAUAUGAGCGCAGAAUGCCCCCCAGUGAGGAGAAGCACAAGAAAACGGAAGCCAUCAAAGAUAGACAGCACGCAUCAGAAAGCAGAUCACGUGAUCGCUCAAAGAACAGAGAGAAGUCUUCCCGGGAGAAAUCCUCAAGUCAUUACUAAGUCAACUGCUGUUUUCUCUCCUUGCACGCAAGAAAGGCCAGCCGUAGCCUGUGCUGUCAGAACAUCGGCUCGGUGAAACAGGUGGAGUUGUAGGGUGGCAGCGCAGCAUUAAAUUUUGGAAUUGAAGGAGAAAACUCUGGGGUGCUCUUUGGAGCUGCGGUUUGUCUCUCCAGAAAGGAAAACCACAAGAAACAAAAUCAAGGUGCUAUUUUGCCUACCAUUUGCAGUAAAGGCCUGAAUUCCAGAUGCAAAACAGCCGUGUGAGCCUUCCAUUCCCCCCACUUCAAAAUCUAGGCUUAAUAAGUCCACUUUGAAUGGUUGCCACCUCUGCAGCUUCCAAUGCCAACUUCAUUUCUGCUGCUUGCAUUUUUGCAAUUAUCCUUCUUAAGUUGCGGCAUGGAGGUGCGACGGCUUAAAAGGAGAAGAUCUGUGCUCUCGCAGUUUGAGUCCUACUUCCGUGCGGUGGGGCGAGUUCCCGUCACUUGCCUCUGCUCCUGCCAACCUAGCAGACCAAAAGCUCAUAAACGCAAGUAGAUAAAUAGGUACCACUUCUGUGGGAAGGUAGCAGCAUUUUGUGUUUUGCCAUAUGUUCUGCAGUGCAGCAUGAUGCCAUGCUGGCCACAUGAUGUCAAGAAUGUCUUUGGGGAGUACGGGCUGAGUGGCUUGAAGAAACAAAUAUGAGCACCGCCUCCUAAAGUCUGCCACGGCUAGCAAAGUUCCUACCUGCAGGAACACCUUCACCUUUGCUUUGUUGCAGUAUAAUUGUAUGGCAAGGGAUGAGCAGUCUUUUCAAGGCAGGGCCUGCAUUCCCUUAGCUAAGCAAUCAGGAUCUGCAUAUGCAUCUGAGGUUAAUUGGGGCAAAGUUGAAACUUUGGUUCAUGUCCUUUCUCAUCGCAUCGAUUCAUCCAUUCAUCUUCUCACACAUGCACCCACAUAUCUAACAUGCUUCCUCUCUCAUGUGGGUGUGCAUCUGCCAGUUUGCAAUCUCUCACCCUCUCUUAUUUUUGCUGGCUCCUUUUUCUACUUUUAUUUUUUUCCUCCUCCUGGCACUUUUUUUACCCGCAGUGGUGGAAGAUGUACACAACACACUGUUUCUGUUUGCAGAGGCAGCUUAUAAUAUUUUUUUUCCUGAUAAGGGAGAUGUGCCAUUUGCAGCCUUAUCAGGAGCAAAAGGCCCCAUGGAGUGUGACUUAAGCCCUUAUCACCACUAGCUAGGCUACUGAACAUAUUUUAGAUGCACAUGCUUUUGAAUAUUAGUUUAAAGCUUCAGCUGCCCACCUGCUGGAAGGCAAGAACCACCCCAGCAUUGUGAGCAUUGCAUUGGCUUCCAGGUGCAUUUCAAAGUGUUUAUUGUAAUUGAUGAAACUGCUUUGAUCCCAGAUUUCUUCACUUGUUCUGGACCUUUCUCCCAAGGGGAGGUACAAAGGUUAGGUGAGGUGGGAGCUCGCCAAUAAUGUGUUUUGGGUGGGUGGGGGCUCUCGCCUUGCAGAACAGCCCCACCUCUCCAAAAUGGCCUGGUUGGUAUUCACCUUGGCAUCUUUGCAAUGUUAUAGAUAAUUAAGCAGAACCUUUCUAGUCUUUCAAUAACUCUUGCUAUGCACAUUAGGGACGACAAUGGUGAGGUUAAUUGUUCAUUGAUCAGUGAACAUUGCAUCUUUGUAAUGUUUGAUUGUUGUGCUGGUAAACUGUCAUGAGCUGAUCCGAUCUGAUGGUACAUGAAUAGGUUGAGCAGAGGAAGUAUGCAAACUGCUAGGUGGGGCACCAGAACAAAAGUGCACAAGCCCAGGGCUGUAUUUAGCCCCCCAAAGGCUUGUUGUGAGUCUUAAGGAGCUCUAAAUUAUCAAACUAUAAUUCUGAAUAUAUGUCAGCGAGACAUUUUUAAACAUACAGACUAAAUGUAUUACUGUAUUAUGUAUUCAUUAUAUUUACUUUUAAUUUUAAAAAAACAGUGGAAAACAUCCA
Molecule: messenger RNA, 2950 nt
Organism: Crotalus tigris (Tiger rattlesnake)
Lineage: Eukaryota; Metazoa; Chordata; Lepidosauria; Squamata; Viperidae
Gene: RBMX2
Product: RNA binding motif protein X-linked 2
Exons: 7
Coding region: 95-988 (297 amino acids)
Biological process (GO): mRNA splicing, via spliceosome
Cellular component (GO): precatalytic spliceosome; U2 snRNP; catalytic step 2 spliceosome
Molecular function (GO): RNA binding
Source: RefSeq, a predicted model, not a curated record